GAAUAGUGAUGGACGAGCAACAAUUCCAACAGCUUCUCGAUAUGUUCCCAGUCGUCCGAUCUCGCGAUUAUCAUGCUGGCUCAGAGCAAUCAAGACGAUCAAAUUCAAAUUCAGCAAAGGAUGAGCUAACAAAAUGGCAAGAUGCAUGGGGUGAGGCUGAUAAGCAAGAAAGCGAAACUCAAGGAAUUGAUAGAGAAGAUCCAUUUUGGAAUAAGCUGAGGUUGGCAGCAGAGAGAAAGGUGGGUGCAGCCAAUGCAGACAGAUUUUGCAAGGCAUUUCAAAGGGUCCAUGCAAAACUUGUGUAUGAAGAACUAAGUUCCGAUGCUGCUCGAAGGUUCAUAAAUUCAGCAACAAAUUGAAAGGAGUAGAUAUAAUCAUGGAAUCUUUGUAUGAUUUGUUGAAUUCUCAUGUUGUUUUAAGAUAUCUACAAAUGAUUCUAUUAAGGAAAUUUGGGAUCACAUUAUAGAAUGAAUUUACAGGACCUGUUUUUUCUUC
This is a messenger RNA of Magnolia sinica, 495 nucleotides long. RefSeq lists its product as uncharacterized. The transcript is spliced from 6 exons. The record is from RefSeq and is a predicted model, not a curated record. Bases 9 to 359 code for a protein of 116 amino acids. Lineage: Eukaryota; Viridiplantae; Streptophyta; Magnoliopsida; Magnoliales; Magnoliaceae.